UGCCGUGCGAAGGGUGACGUAGCCGGAAGCUGCUGGCGGCUGGUGGGCGCCCCGCAUUCCCGGUGCAGCCCGGCGGCUCCCUGCUGGAACGUGGCCUAAUCGCCACCGACCCCGACCCCAGCCCCGCCCGGCGGCCCUGUCCGCCUCCUGCCAGCAGCAUGGCCAGCCCAAGGACCAGGAAAGUUCUCAAAGAAGUCAGAGUGCAAGAUGAGAACAAUGUUUGUUUUGAGUGUGGUGCCUUCAACCCUCAGUGGGUCAGCGUGACCUAUGGCAUUUGGAUCUGUCUGGAGUGCUCUGGGAAACACCGCGGGCUUGGGGUGCAUCUCAGCUUUGUACGCUCUGUUACGAUGGACAAGUGGAAGGACAUCGAGCUCGAGAAGAUGAAGGCUGGCGGCAAUGCCAAGUUCCGAGCGUUCCUGGAGUCCCAGGAGGAUUACGACCCCUGCUGGUCCCUGCAGGACAAGUACAACAGCAAGGCCGCGGCGCUCUUCAGGGACAAGGUUGCCACUCUGGCUGAAGGCAGAGAAUGGUCUCUGGAGUCGUCGCCUGCCCAGAACUGGACCCCACCUCAGCCCAAGAUACUGGCACCAACUGCCCACCGACCCUCUGGCCAGCCACAGAAUGCGACUGCCUCUGCUGACAAGGCUUUUGAAGACUGGCUGAAUGAUGACCUUGGCUCCUACCAAGGGGCCCAGGAGAACCGCUAUGUGGGGUUUGGGAACACAGUGCCCCCACAGAAGAGAGAAGAUGACUUCCUUAACAACGCCAUGUCGUCCCUGUAUUCGGGCUGGAGCAGCUUCACCACCGGAGCAAGCAAGUUUGCCUCUGCAGCUAAGGAAGGUGCUACAAAGUUUGGAUCCCAAGCAAGUCAAAAGUUUUGGGGUUACAAGCAGCAGCCAGAGCCGGCUUCAGAGUUGGGCCACAGCCUGAACGAGAAUGUCCUCAAGCCUGCGCAGGAGAAGGUGAAGGAGGGAAAGAUUUUUGAGGAUGUGUCCACUGGGGUCUCUCAUUUGGCGUCCAAGGUCCAGGGAGCCAGCAGUAAGGGAUGGCGGGACGUCACUACCUUCUUCUCUGGGAAAGCAGAAGAGCCCUCAGACAGACCUGUCGAGGGCCAGAGCUACCAGAACAGCGGCAGGGAUGACUUCCAGAACAACACCAUAGACCAAAGCUUCUGGGAGACCUUUGGGAGCGCCGAGCCUUCCAAGACCAAGUCCCCGAGCAGCGACAGCUGGACCUGCGCAGACGCCUCGACGGGCAGAAGGAGCUCGGACAGCUGGGACGUGUGGGGCUCAGGCUCCGCGUCCAACAACAAGAACAGCAACAGUGACGGCUGGGAGAGCUGGGAAGGCACAGGCGGGGAGGGCAGGGCCAAGGCCCCCAAGAAGGUGGCACCAUCUGCGGCUGUUGACGAGGGCUGGGACAACCAGAACUGGUAGUGCCCACGGCAUCCCACCCAGCCCCACGGGGCAGCUGCUGUGUGUGUGCUCUGCCCCCUCCACCCCUCCUUCCAUCCAAACCCAGCCAGAGAAGUGGCUGCAGUGCCAGGAGGGCGUCCAGGUGCCACCUGCUCCGAGCCGCCUGGCCGCACCCUCCAGCCAUGUAGGGUGCCGAACCCAGGACCUGGGUCCCCAUGCAGCCCUGAAGAUGCAACAGUCCUCAGGAUGGGAGGCCGUCUGGAGGGCCUGGAGGUGGCCAGGCCCAGAGCAGGGGCCUCAGCCGCAGGCAGUGCUCUCAGCAGUGCCCCACAUCUGUUUCUGUGAAAUGUGUUUCUAACUUUAAAGAGUUGAGCCAGCUGUUUUUUUCUUUUUGAAGAAGAUGCCUGAAGUCUUAAAAGUGGAAAUGCUGAAAACAGUACCAGAGCUCGGCCUGCUGUCGGACCUCUUCCCUCAGCCCAUUUCCGUGGCUCAUGCUGUGAAAUUCGCCACUACCACCUGUGGCUUUCCUGGGGCCGUCCCUCUCUUUCUCUGGAUGAACUUCACAGCCUGUGGCUCCGGCCUUCUGAUGCAGAGCUGAUCUCAGCACUUGACUCUGCCCUCACAGAAACAAGGACACGGGAGGGAGCAGAGUGUAUCUGCCUGUCCCAUGCCAGGGCAGGGCCUGCUGGGGAGGGUGGACAUGAGGCGGGGACUCCUAGGCUACUUUGGGGUUCAGGGUGGCCUUCCUGGAGCUGCUCCCUAGCUAGAGGGCUCCUAGCGGUUGGGGCCUGUGGUGGCCAGGCCCUAACUGAGGCCGAGCCCUGCAAGGGUCAGACAGGCAGCGCCACACCUGCAGUCGGUCCCUCCGGGCACUGUCUUCUCGAGCCUGGCGCUCGGGUCUUGCUGACCAUGCGGAGCCCUCAAGGCUCUGAACCUGCUGGCCCCUGUGCAGCGUGGGCUUCUUGGACCGUGGGUCAUUAGUGUCUUGUGGGUGCCACUGCCUGUGAUGCCAGCAAAUCUGACCGCCUUCCCCCAGGAUCCAGUGAGCAUGCUGCCACAGCAUAGCUGGAGGGUGUGUGGGACCCCCUGCCUGCAGCUACCCCAUGUGCCCUCAGUGUGACCAGCAGUGCAUGCACCUGAA
Messenger RNA from Cavia porcellus (domestic guinea pig), 2556 nucleotides. It is a transcript of the gene Arfgap1, whose product is annotated as ADP ribosylation factor GTPase activating protein 1. Gene Ontology annotation, molecular function: GTPase activator activity. The record is from RefSeq and is a predicted model, not a curated record. The transcript is spliced from 14 exons. Gene Ontology annotation, biological process: regulation of ARF protein signal transduction; regulation of endocytosis. Gene Ontology annotation, cellular component: Golgi membrane. Bases 159 to 1436 code for a protein of 425 amino acids. NCBI's taxonomy places the organism in Eukaryota, Metazoa, Chordata, Mammalia, Rodentia, Caviidae.